Gadus chalcogrammus (walleye pollock) is the source of this 1423-nucleotide messenger RNA. RefSeq names its product mitochondrial ribosomal protein L4 (gene mrpl4). Gene Ontology annotation, cellular component: ribosome. NCBI's taxonomy places the organism in Eukaryota, Metazoa, Chordata, Actinopteri, Gadiformes, Gadidae. The record is from RefSeq and is a predicted model, not a curated record. Gene Ontology annotation, biological process: translation. The transcript has 9 exons. Gene Ontology annotation, molecular function: structural constituent of ribosome. Bases 188 to 1096 code for a protein of 302 amino acids.
CUCUGCUAAUCACUAGGGGUGCGCAGGUUUCCUUGUAUGACGCAAAAAUUGUGCGACAAUCCAGGCAGCUUCACCAUAGCAUGGACCACAUGACCUUUUGAUACAAACAUUUAAUUGUAUAACCUGAAAUGGAUUUUUAAGAGGAUAAAGUCUAAUAUAUAACAACCACGCUUCUUGCACAUUCACAAUGCUUCGUAUAUCUGUAAUGGCGUGUAGCAGAGGCGUCGCUAAAAGGUUCAUGUCAUCAAUGCCUGGAGAGAGUUCGUUACCUUCAAAUUUACGGCUUCCCUCAAACCUCGUGGAUCCCUCAAGAACAAAACGCCCCCCACCGCCCGCAGACUCCUCCCUGCCCAUCAUCAGAACAUGUGACUCGUCUGUCCCGGCCCACCUGAGCCCGCUCCUUACCUGGGUGGAGUCCUUGGCAGCCCAGCAGGGAGACCCCGUGGGCCUAGCCCAGCUACACCCAGACGUGUUCGCCGUGCCAUCCAGGCUGGACAUCCUCCACCAGGUGGAGGUGUGGCAGAGGAGCUACAAGAGAAUAAGUUACGCAAACACCAAGGUGAGGUCAGAGGUCAGGGGCGGUGGGAGGAAACCAUGGCGACAGAAGGGCAGCGGGCGCGCUCGUGUUGGCAGCAUCCGAUCGCCGUUGUGGAGAGGAGGGGGUGUGUCCCAUGGCCCUCGGGGACCCACCAGCUACUACUACAUGCUGCCCAUGAAGGUGCGCGUGAUGGGCCUCAAGGUGGCGCUGAGCUCCAAGCUGGCUCAGGACUAUCUCUACGUGGUGGAGUCUCUGGACCUGCCCACACCAGACCCCCAGUACAUCCUGGACCUCCUCAGACAGAGACACUGGGGGCAGUCGCUGCUCAUCGUAGACGCAUGUGACGAGCUUCCAGAAAACCUUCUGCAGGCCACCGCCAACCUCAAGACGGUCAACAUCAUCCCAGCCAUCGGGCUGAACGUGCACAGCAUGCUGAAACACGAGGCCGUGGUUCUGACGCUGGCCGCCGUGCGCUUCCUGGAGAGCAAGCUGCUGUGGCACGACGAGCGCUACACCCCCCUGUACCCCUUCAAGAUGCCCUACUCAGACCUCCCUUGACCCGCCAACAUGUUAAAUUAAACAAUCCAGUGUCAGUCAUGUCUUUAAUACAUUUGUGUGAAUAAAUAAACCAUGUGCUUAUAAAAACAGUAUAAAAGGUGGGUGUGUUUUUAAAAGCGGUAGUUUUGUUUGGGCGGAAGCAGUCCGUUGGCGAGGUCGUUCCUGACCUCCCAGCGCAGAGCCGAGCGUUUUUUGUCCGUGGGGACGAUGUAGGAGUUGGGUAUGUAGGCCCGCCGUGGCCGCGCCUAACAGAGGAGGACACGUUUAGAUGAACAGUACAGGGCUUGACUACCAAGAACAGGUUGCCUUCAUCAAAUUGAAACCUAU